AUGGCUCCAAGAGUCGUCUUGAUCACGGGUGCCAACACUGGCAUUGGUUUUCAGAUUGUGAGGUCACUCUGCAGCUCUGAUCAAGCUUACGACAUCAUCGUUGGUGGGCGAUCGCUGUCCAAGGCUGAGGAUGCCAUCAGCUCCGCUGUUAAGGAGUUCCCCUCCUCUCGCAGUAAGCUUUUUCCAAUUCAGGUCGACAUUGAGCAGGAUGACUCUAUCAAACACGCGUUCAACGAGGUGCAGUCUAAGUUCGGAAAGCUUGAUGCUUUGGUAAACAAUGCUGGCGCGCAGCUCGAAGCGCAGUUUGCCGCUGGUAAGCUGACGGAGCGCGACAUUUGGAACCAGUCAUGGAAUAUCAACACCGUGGGGGCGCAAGUAAUGACCUCAAGCUUCAUACCUCUCCUGCUCCAGACUCCUGACCCGCGCCUGCUGUUCAUCACGUCCAACGCGUCCACUCUCGCUGGAACCGAGAACCUUGCUCUACCCAUUGACCGCUCUCCUCCUAAAGGGUGGCCGAAACGCGGUUUCAGUAUUGCGGCAUACCGCAGUGCCAAAAGCGGCAUGAACAUGAUGAUGCGUGAAUGGCACCGCACGCUGAAGGAAGACGGUGUGAAAGUAUGGUGUCUUGCUCCAGGUUUCUCGGCUACGGGCCUUGGUGGGAAUCCGGAGGCCUCAAAGAAAAUGGGAGCUGGUGAUCCGGCGGUGGCGGGCCCUUUCAUCAGGAGUGUUUUGGAGGGUGAAAGGGAUGGUGACGUUGGUAAGGUCAUUACGAAGGAUGGUGUGCAGGCUUGGUGA
Molecule: messenger RNA, 795 nt
Organism: Endocarpon pusillum Z07020
Lineage: Eukaryota; Fungi; Ascomycota; Eurotiomycetes; Verrucariales; Verrucariaceae
Exons: 2
Coding region: 1-795 (264 amino acids)
Cellular component (GO): intracellular anatomical structure
Molecular function (GO): oxidoreductase activity, acting on NAD(P)H, oxygen as acceptor
Source: RefSeq, a predicted model, not a curated record